Coregonus sp. 'balchen' is the source of this 36328-nucleotide messenger RNA. The record is from the annotation of a GenBank genome assembly. Lineage: Eukaryota; Metazoa; Chordata; Actinopteri; Salmoniformes; Salmonidae.
GAGGAGGGUCGAUCCGGCUGCACAGCUCCUCCUUGUGUGUCUGCGAUGGCAUCGAGCCUUCUGCGUGUGGUGGCUACUAGCUGCUCUGCUCCACUGUUCAGUGGGGUGGCCUGUGUUCGGCUGCAUGCUAGUACCCGGUCAGUAAAGACGCCAUGCCUGCGCUUCUUCAGGACUCAGCAAGCUCUCAACCGCUGUGCCAGCCCAGGUAACUAGCAUAACUACUCUCCCUCCGACAGGUACACAGCUUGAGCACAACCGCAAUCACAAUGCACAUACACACCAACGUAAAACAUAGGGUUGCCUUGUCUUAUGCUUAGUCUCGUUGAUAAAAUAUGUUAUCCAUAGGUUUUGUACAAACAUGUAGCCUAUCAUCCACAGUCACCUGCUUACUCAGACAAUGCAUGUCUUGGUAGUUGUCCGGAGAGGACGCGUGGCAGGGGCAAUUUCAAUAACUUUUGCCACCUCAUCUUUUUUUGCCUUUGUUGCAACCAACCAACGUGAUAUUAUAGAUACUACAGUGUACAGCCACAGGUCUUCCUCUUCCCACCCUGUUCUCUCUUGGCUGUGUGCAGCCACCAAUACCUGCAACUAGAGUUAGAAAUUAAUGAGGUGUGUGUCUGUAUGUGUGUCUAGCCAGAAUCAGCUGGCUGUUUGCAUGUUCCAGCUAGGGCUGGGCGAUAUGGCCAAAAUAUCAUAUCACAGUAUUUUACAAAUUUGGGGCAGUAUUUUAUGUUUUUGAAUAAUAAAAGUUUUGCUAAAUUUGCUUUAUGAGUAGUGUGUGACCCUACAGUGGCAACACAUACAUUCUUAGUGAUUUCAAUGGGUCUUUCUCCAUUAUGAUUGUUUUAUACUGUUCAAUUCAACUUCAACCUAAAAUAAUUUCCUGCAUUUCCAUCAAUUUCUGCAUUUCCUGCACUUAUUUGAGAUAAUUUCCACACUGCCACGUAGGGCUGCACAAUAUGGGCAAAAAAACUAGGCCUUAUUUUUAACCAAAUGUUGCAAUUGCGAUUUGACUUGCUAUUUAGAUCAAAACACUUGGGUGAACAGUUGGAAUCUUGGAAAUAGACUGUUUAUUCUAAUUCUAUAGUUAGAAUAUACAUAAUAGUGGGGACUUUGAAUACACUGUUGUUUGACAUGACAACGAAUGAAAAUGCCAGGGAGGAGUUAUUGUGACAGGGUAGGAACCAAAGUGAUGGUCAGUGUUUUCCUAGGGGACCCUAUAAUCUUUGGCUACAUUCAAUGUUUCUACAUGUAGCCAACACAUUCAUGCUUCACCUAUUCCUCUUUGAUUUGGAAGAUACUGUUGCACAAACAACAUGCUGAUUUAGGCCUACACCAGCACUGGUAUCAGGCUGUAUUAGCUAGCUACAUUUGCUCCGACUCAGUACAUUUAUUAGCUAGCUCGCUAACUAGCGAUUAGCCUUAGCGGCUAACACGAUUUAGCAAAAACGGCUAAAAAAAUACUAACUUUUUGCAGAUGUAAGAAACACAAAAUAAUAGUGUAAUUAUAGAACGCUUGUGGAUUUAUAUUAAGAAGCAAAGUGGAAACAACGUCGUUAUCAUCAACAUUGUUGCAUGUGCUGCAUUGACCAUGCAGACUGAAUGCAAGUGUCUCCUGGUAAAGCAAUAACAAUGUGCUCCUUGAGUGACAUGGGGCGAGGCAGGGUUUCCAGGUCUUACAAAAAUAUUGAGACCAAUGAACACUCAAAACCCACCUAAAAGGCAUGAAAACUAGCACAAUUUUGUUUUCCCUCAGCAAGAGAGUAGUUGCCACAUUUACACAAUAAACCCUUUUUCCAUAACGUUAUCGAGCCAAUUAAGAAGGAAUAUCACUAACUUUUAGCGACGUUAUAAUCAAAAUUUGGUUAUGAUGUGACAUAAUAAAGGAAUUUGAAUAUGUCUCAAGAUAAAAUAUUAUUUGCCCUUUUUAAACUCACCAGAUCAUUUUCCAUUAAUGGAUGUCGAUUUAACUCAUUUGAGUGCUGUGCUUAAGCAAUAAGGCACGAGGGCGUAUGGUAUAUGGCCAAUAUACCAGGGCUAAGUGUUGUUCUUAAGCAUGAUGCAAAGCGGAGUGCCUGGAUACAGCUGUUAGACAUGGUAUAUUGGCCAUAUACCACAAACCCCUGUGGUGCCUUAUUGCUAUUAUAAACUGGUUACCAUUGUAAUUUGAACAGUAAAAGUAAUUUUUUGUCAUACCUUUCUUUCAGGGCUCGUACCCGGUUUAUAAUUGUAGAAAAUUCCCUUUUGUGCAUGUGCAUAACUAGAUAAAUCCGACAGGAGCGUUUGACUGAUGAAAGUUGGACAGAGGAUCUCGAAAUCUCUGAGCAAGAAACACUUGGACGAAUUAACAAAAACGAAUGUUAGGCUAUUUUCUGGCAAUUGUGCCAUUUUAUGUGGCAGAUGUUAAGACUACAAACUGUUAUAAAUGUCAAUUUGCAAGAUUGACUUGUCAUUUCUAUAGGCACAGACUACAGACAAAAAAAUCAACUUUGCCAUGGUUUGCUUAGCUAUACUGAACAAAAAUAUAAACACAAGUUACAGUUCAUAUAAGGAAAUCAGUCAAUUGAAAUAAAUAAAUUAGGCCCUAAUCUAUGGAUUUCACAUGACUGGGCAGGGGCGCAGCCAUGGGUGGGCCUGGGAGGGCAUAGGCCCACCCACUGGGGAGCCAGGCCCAGCCAAUCAGAAUACAUUUUUCCCCACAAAAGGGCUUUAUUACAGACAGAAAUACUCCUACAUUUCAUCAGCUGUCUGGGUGGCUGGUCUCAGACGAUGUUGUGUUUAUAUUUUUGUUCAGUGUAGGUAGCCUAUAGCCCAUGAUAGGCCUACAUUUAAUUUCAGAUAGCCUACAGGAGCCUAGGCAAGAUGUAGGCGAGAUGUAAACUGAACGAUUUAGCAGCUUGCUUAGUUCAAAUUGACAGACUAAUUGAUUCAACAAGAAUAGUGAGGUGAUUUCGAGAUAAGAAGUGCUUGUUUCCCAAUAGCCUGCUGGAAUGGGCUUCUGAGGAUGGGGUCGUAAUUUCAAUCACUAAAUUAAAUAUUAAUCAUUUGUAUAUGAACUGAAUAUGCUUGUCAACAACAGCCAAAGUUUUUAAAAAUAUAUUUAACCUGUAGCCUAAUCUGACUGACUGUUAACGUUGAUCUAAUGCGUUCUAACAACUGAUCGGCAGUUGCGAUAGAGCUUUGAUAACUUCCAAUUUAGUUAACUAAACGUGACCUUUAAUAAUUGCAUAAUAACACAAGGCUACAACAACAUAAACUGAAGUUAUAGGCUAUUUAUUAAAUCAGUUUGCCAGCUCCAGGUAGGCUACACAAGUGGCACAAAUUGAUUUGCAAUGACUCCAGUGAUAUUGUCAUUUCAACAUAUUUAUUGUAUCAAAUGGUAGAUUACAAUGGCAUAAAUACUGAACAAAAAUAUAAACGCAACAAUUUCAACGAUUUUACUGAGUUACAGUUCAUAUAAGGAAAUCAGUCAAUAGAAAUAAAUAAAUUAGGCCCUAAACUAUGGAUUUCACAUGAAUCGGCAUUGGCGCAGCCUGGGAUGAGGGAUAGGCCUACCCACUUGGGAGCCAGGCCCACCCAUUGGGGAGCCAGGCCCAGCCAACCAGAUGAGGGAGGAGGAUUUCUUUCUUUUUUUAUGAGCAUGGCCUUGUUUCUAUUACAGGAUAUUGGAUGACUGUCAUUCAUAUUCCAUUCACCCAGCUCAAUGUAACAUCGAUAGGUUUAGGCUACUACAUGAUACUCAAAUUUUGAGGUUGCUACAACCUAGCCUAUGAAUGAAAGUUUAUAACUAAAAUGUUAAUCUAGAGAAUUUUGAGUAAUCACAUUCAAUACCGCCUUGUACACUCUUGCCUGCAUCUAGCUGAUCUAGGGUGUAAUCAUUAGUCUGUCACACCCUGGCUCUGGGACCCUAUAUGUUGAGCCAGGGUGUGUUCAUUCUGUGGUGUUCAUUCUAGUUUGUUGUAUUCUAUGUUUGCCUGAGUGACUCCCAAUCAGAGGCAAUGAGUGUCAGCUGUUGGCUGGUUGUCUCUGAUUGGGAGCCAUAUUUAAACUGUCUGUGUUCCCUUUGUGUUUGUGGGUUUUUGUUCCGUGUUCGGUCAUUGAUACCGUUGGACGUCACGAGUCGUUUCUUGUUUUGUAUUGUGUUUAAACUUUAACUAAUUAAAGUAUGUUUGUUCAUCACGCUGCGCCUUGGUCUGUUCCAUAUGACGAUCGUGACAUAGUCCAACAGUUGCAAAUGAGAGUUUCUGUUGGACAAAUUCCAUUUCGUUCCGUUUGCUUUUGUUUAAGAAAGGUUUUUCAACAGAAUCGGUGGAAUGAAUACACCCCUGAUCUCACACACACACACACACAUUUCACUUUCAUAGCAGCCAUAUAAAAACAGCAUGAUCACUUUGCUCGUUGUGUAUAUAUAAUUAUUUCUAGCAACUAUCUAUGCGCUCUCCUCCUCUCUGCUUUUCUCUUUGCUUGUUGAUUUCAGUGCACAAUACAUCAGCUGUCUGUGACCAGGUGUCACACCCUGGCUCUGGGACUCAUUAUGUUGAGCCAGGGUGUGUUCAUUUCUAUGUGUGUAUUUCUAUGUUGGUGUUCAUUCUAGUUUGUUGUAUUCUAUGUUUGCCUGAGUGACUCCCAAUCAGAGGCAACGAGUGUCAGCUGUUGGCUGGUUGUCUCUGAUUGGGAGCCAUAUUUAAACUGUAUGUUUUCCCUUUGUGGUUGUGGGUUUUUGUUCCGUGUUCGGUCAUUGAUACCGUGGACGUCACGAGUCGUGUUUUGUUUUGUAUUUUGACGCUUUAACUAUUAAAGUCAUGUUUGUUCAUCACGCUGCGCCUUGGUCUACUCCUUACCUCGACCUUGACAGAAAAACCCACCAUGCAACGACCAAGCAGCGUGUCCAGGGGCAGCCCUUGGGGUGGACAUGGGAGGAAGCGCCGGGAAAGGCCCUGGCGAAAGAGGAGCAGCGUGUCCAGGAGCAGGCAGCCUGGACAUGGGAGGAGAUAUUGGACGGUAAAGGGUCCUGGACUUGGGGGGAAAUCCUGGCCGGGAUGGAUCGCCGGCCAUGGAGUGAGACAGUGGAGAGGCGACGGAGAGAGGAGCAACGGCGUGAUCAGGGUCGUCGUCGGACGGUCGUGAGGCAACCCCAGAAAUUUUUUAGGGGGGGGCACACGGCAUGGACGACGGGGCUGACGGAGGAGAAAAGGGGGCGGAUCCAGAAGGCCACCAGACCAGGGGUUCACCGCCCUGUACGUCCUGUGCGGAUGCCUCACACAGAGUGUGUGAGGGUAGGAAUUCAGCCAGGACGGGUGGUGGCCGCUCUUCACUCCAGGCCUCCUAUCCGUCUCCACAGCCCGGUUCGGCCUGUCCCUGCUCCACGCACCAAGCCUACGGUGUGCGUCGCCAGCCCAGCCCGGCCUGUCCCUGCUCCACGCACCAAGCCUACGGUGUGCGUCGCCAGCCCAGUCCGGCCUGUCCCUGCUCCACGCACCAAGCCUACGGUGUGCGUCGACAGCCCAGCCCGGCCUGUUCCUGCUCCACGCACCAAGCCUACGGUGUGCGUCGCCAGCCCAGUCCGGCCUGUCCCUGCUCCACGCACCAAGCCUACGGUGUGCGUCGCCAGCCCAGUCCGGCCUGUCCCUGCUCCACGCACCAAGCCUACGGUGUGCGUCGACAGCCCAGCCCGGCCUGUUCCUGCUCCACGCACCAAGCCUACGGUGUGCGUCGCCAGCCCAGUCCGGCCUGUCCCUUUUCCACGCACCAAGCCUACGGUGUGCGUCGCCAGCCCAGUCCGGCCUGUCCCUGCUCCACGCACCAAGCCUACGGUGUGCGUCGCCAGCCCAGUCCGGCCUGUCCCUGCUCCACGCACCAAGCCUACGGUGUGCGUCGCCAGCCCAGUCCGGCCUGUCCCUGCUCCACGCACCAAGCCUACGGUGUGCGUCGCCAGCCCGGUCCGGCCUGUUCCUGCCACCCGCACCAAGUCUACGGUGCGCGUCGCCAGCCCGACCCGGCCUGUUCCUGCCACCCGCACCAAACCUACGGUGCGCGUCGCCAGCCCGGUCCGGCCUGUUCCUGCCACUCGCACUAAGCCAGGGGUGCGAGAAGUCAGCCUGGUAAGGCCCGUUCCUUCUCCACGCACCAAGCCAGGGGUGCGAGUCGUCAGCCUGGUAAGGCCCGUUCCUCCUCCACGCAUCAAGCCAGGGGUGCGCGUCGUCAGCCUGGUAAGGCCCGUUCCUCCUCCACGCACCAAGCCAGGGGUGCGAGUCGACAGCCUGGUAAGGAUCGCUCCUGUUAAGUCCAGUCCUGCUCCAGCCGGCGGGGCCAGACUGGACCAGGGGUACUAUGGGGGGUGUAUUGGAGGGUGGUGGUCAAGGCCGGAGCCAGAACCGCCGCCGAGGAGGUAUGCCCGCCCAGCCCUCCCCUGGUUUGUUUAGUUGAGGCGCGGUCGCAGUCCGCGCCUUUAGGGGGGGGUACUGUCACACCCUGGCUCUGGGACUCAUUAUGUUGAGCCAGGGUGUGUUCAUUUCUAUGUGUGUAUUUCUAUGUUGGUGUUCAUUCUAGUUUGUUGUAUUCUAUGUUUGCCUGAGUGACUCCCAAUCAGAGGCAACGAGUGUCAGCAGUUGGCUGGUUGUCUCUGAUUGGGAGCCAUAUUUAAACUGUAUGUUUUCCCUUUGUGGUUGUGGGUUUUUGUUCCGUGUUCAGUCAUUGAUACCGUGGACGUCACGAGUCGUGUUUUGUUUUGUAUUUUGACGCUUUAACUAAUUAAAGUCAUGUUUGUUCAUCACGCUGCGCCUUGGUCUACUCCUUACCUCGACCUUGACACCAGGCGAAAAAACCUUUCCAAGCCAAACCUUCAUAUCAUGACUGCUAACCGCUACACACAGCCUACAUCAUUGACACCUCAUCGUCAACAUAACUACUAGAACUAACGCGUUAGUAAACCCACUACAAUCAUGCAGUACAGUGUAGUCAGAAAGCAGUUUGGCAGUUACACCGGCAGGCCCCGGUGGCAAUAAAUUAAUAAAACCAAAAACGUACCUUAACUUGGAAGAGUUCCGGUGUUGGACAGCAAUAGCCAGCUAGCUAACAUAGCAUCCCUCUCUGUUUAAAUAGGCUAAACUAGUUAGCUGCAUUCAGCUAGCUAAGUGAAAGUUAAAGUUAAAUUUUAAAAAAUUCAACCAAAUCUAGUUAGCCAGCUCUCUCUCUCGCUCGCUUCUCCUUAAUUUUGGAAGAAAUUAAUUUGUUCAAAACUGUUCAACUAUUGUUUUUCUCUCUCACCACGUUGUUAUGCACUGCAGUGCUAGCUAGCUGUAGCUUAUGCUUUCAGUACUAGAUUCAUUUUCUGAUCCUUUGAUUGGAUGGACAAGAUGUCAGUUCAUGCUGUAAGAGCUCUGAUAUGUUGGAGGACGUCCUCCGGAAGUUGUCAUAAUUACUGUGGAAGUCUGUGGAAGGGACCUUCAUUGCAAAACAGUGUGUUUUAAUCAAUUAUUUGGUGAUGUGAAUAUAUUUAGUAUAUGAAAUUCACUGAGGAGGAUGGUCCUCUCCUUCCUCUUCUGAGGAGCCUCCACUGCGGUAUAUAGUAAAAUAUGGUAUACCGCCCAGCCCUAGUUCCAGCUUGUGUGCAUUUCUUAGUGAUCCUGUAUGGGUGAGUUUGUGUGCCUGCGUGUGAUCCUGUAUGGGUGAGUUUGUGUGCCUGCGUGUGAUUCUGUAUGGGUGAGUUUGUGUGCCUGCGUGUGAUCCUGUAUGGGUGAGUUUGUGUGCCUGCGUGUGAUCCUGUAUGGGUGAGUUUGUGUGCCUGCGUGUGAUCCUGUAUGGGUGAAUUUGUGUGCCUGCGUGUGAUCCUGUAUGGGUGAGUUUGUGUGCCUGCGUGUGAUCCUGUAUGGGUGAGUUUGUGUGCCUGCGUGUGAUCCUGUAUGGGUGAGUUUGUGUGCCUGCGUGUGAUCCUGUAUGGGUGAGUUUGUGUGCCUGCGUGUGAUCCUGUAUGGGUGAGUUUGUGUGCCUGCGUGUGAUUCUGUAUGUAUGUGUGAUUAUGUACUGAUGUGUUGGUAUAGUGCUGUGGUUGUAGCUGGACUAUGCAAUUCUUUUUGAGACAGGCCUGUCAUGGUUGACAUUCUUGGCGCUGUGACAGCUGGCAGAUGCUUUUCCUGGCAGAGUAUCAACUGAAGGGGCCAGGGUGUAGCAGCAAUCGAGAAGACACGUCUGCUAAACACUGUUCUUUACAUCACUGUCUCCAUAACUGUCUCUUUCACCUAUUGGUGAACCACAUCAGCCUAAUGUAUCUGUCUCAUUAGCGGCUUCAUUUAAAAGUUGUUUUUAACCAGUAGCAGCACUGCUUAUAUCUGAUAUAUCUGAUACUUCAAUGCUCCAAGUCAAGGUAUGAAUAUGUGCACAUUAUCUAUACUGGAAUGCACACUAGUGCCAGCAAAUCAUAAUUUGCUUUCAGAAGAACAAUUAGAGCUAAAACUUCUGUUCUUGGGGUCAGUCUUGUGGUUCACUCUGCUCUGGGUCAGUAUAGGUUGGUGGCAGCCAGACAUUCCAAUGCUGUUUAUCUAUAGACCAAGAGUGGAAAUUUCCAUAGGGGGCAUGUGAUCUUUCUCACAAUGAAGGCAGAAGACACACAGUCACAGAUUCACACCUCUCCACUCCAGUCUUAUGGUGUUAUUGAACAGGCUGUAAACUCACUCUUGGUGGUAACGUCUUGGUAGAAUUGACAAAUUGUAGCCUACAAAAAGGUGAAAAUGUGUUUUUGACCAGUGCCCAAUGAAGAGGGUGGAGGGUGCGACGUUUUAGCAAAGUGUGUUUAUUCAGAAAACGCCCCUUGUCCCCGAGUCGAGUGGUUUAUUGCACACAAAGGUCUCCAAAGUAGUGUAAAAUGUCCCUCUGGUUAGCAGCGAUUGUUGUAAACUACUGUGCAUCAUAUAUCCUACCCCACUAAAUUCCACCUCAUUCAUGAGUGUUGAGAGCAGAGUAACUAAUAGGGCUGGGAAUUGCCAGGGACCUCACGAUACGAUAUUAUCACAAUACUUAGGUGCCGAUACGAUAUGUAUUAAGAUUCUCACAAUUCUAUAUGUAUUGCGAUUCGAUACUGUGAUUUUAUUGCUAUUCGAUGUACCAAACAUUGCUCACCAUAUGUCUGCAACUAGCGCAAAAAUAAUAUUGCGAUGUUGUGAAAACUAUAUGUUAUGAUGAGUUUCUAGGGUAUCAAGUGAUUACGUAUGUAAGGAUGUACUUAGACACUUUUGAUGGGGAGUUCAUAUAAUAUAUUUAAUAUGGUACCAUGGUUAGUUAUAACAGACAAAGGACAUGGCCCUGCCUCUGCCAUCUUCCAACUCCAGAACAAAGAUCCACUCUCUCUAUAUAUACACUAUGUUACAAGUUUCUUCACGAACAUCUGGUAAACCUCCAUGGGCACGCCCUUUCUUUAAUGUUAUUACCCUUUACCCCUGUCACUAUAUCCUGUCCAUCAAUUAUUCUAAGAUCAACCUCAGUAAUCUCCUUUGACAAAAUGGAAUGUAGACUCUGUGGCACCAAGCCACUUAUCUACCAACUCUCCCGUCUCACACAACGCUAUGCAAUGACAUCAUUACACUAUACAAUACGAUAUAUCGUCAAAGAUAAUAUCCCAAUAUGUAACUAUGUAUUUUUUCCCCCCAUCACUAGUAACAUAUAUUUAGUUUUAAAUGGGUCAACUGUUUUAUGAAUGCUGAAUGUUUUACAUAAUACGUUUGAAACCCAAGGCUUCAACUUGAUAUCAUCUUCAGCAAGUCGGUAUAUUUAUCACAAUAUAUGUCAACAUAACAAAAUAGCAACAUCUUAAUAUGGUCUGUGUCUAGUUUUCCGAAUGCGGAUGUUUUUAGGAUUGACCUAGUUUUCUUCAACAAAUAUCUUUGCAGAUUACCCUUUGCUGAAUGAAUAAAACGUACCUCAGUGAAUUGUGUUACUGUUAUUCCAGGUAUUCCCUAUAAGCAGCUGACGGUGGGUGUACCGAAGGAGAUCUUCCAGAAUGAGCGUCGUGUGGCUCUGUCCCCGGCCGGAGUGCAGGCCCUUAUCAAACAGGGCUUCAACGUGGUGGUGGAGUCUGGGGCAGGAGAGCCCUCCAAGUUCCCCGAUCAACAAUACAUCCAGGCUGGAGCCACCAUCGAAGACGUCAAAGAUGUCCUGGGCUCUGAUGUGCUGGUCAAGGUAAGGGAAGAGGCUAUGUAAGUGAUGAAAAUAGGGUGGAUAGUCAUUUAACCCUCAUUUGCUGCCAUGGUAACUAUUGUAUCGCGUAAGGGAUUUUACAUCAAAUGUCUCUAUCGCUUGUCUGUGUGUUUGUGUCUGUGUCUCUCUCUCAGGUGCGUGCUCCCAUCUUCAACCCUGAGCUGGGAGCCCAUGAGGUGGAGCUGAUGAAGGAGGCAGCCACUCUGUUCAGCUUCAUCUACCCGGCCCAGAACCCUGAGCUGAUGGACAUGCUCUCCCAGAGGAAGGCCACCGUGCUGGCCAUGGACCAGGUGCCCCGCGUCACCAUCGCACAGGGCUACGACGCUCUCAGCUCCAUGGCUAACAUUGCAGGGUGAGGACAUGGGACGGUAUGGGUGGUGUGAGGGAGGGAGGGGGGUGGGACGACUCCCAGAGCUGGGGGGGGUGGGGGACUCCCAGAGCUGGGUCACUUGCCUUUUUCUUGCUAAUGUGCUUUAUUUGUGUAGCUUACAAUGACAAAUGGCUAAAUGGUGAGACAAUGCUGGAAGACUAGAGAGACAAGUAAAAGCUAAAUCUUCAAAGGUACAAGUUUAUGUCCAGGAUAAGUAUUUUGAAAUGCAACUAGAAUGAAUGAGCCUGUGUCUGAGGCAGUUUGUUUUAAUGACGGAGGUUGUCGUGUCAUUAAAAUGGAAAACAUUUGCUUGUUGAAUGCACUUCUCUUGGUCUGCUCACUACUGUGUCUGUCCAGCUGUAUCAUCUUGGCUCUGCUGUGUGUGUGUGUGUGUCUCGGUGUGUGUGGUCCACUUGGCAGAGUAAACCGCUGUGAUGUAUUUUGAGGCUGGGUAGACGUGCUCUGACAGUAUUUGUAAUUGGCCAUUUUCUGUGCCUGUGUUUCCAGAUACAAAGCUGUUGUGCUGGCAGCCAACAGCUUUGGGCGCUUCUUCACUGGACAGAUCACUGCUGCUGGAAAGGUCCCACCUGCUAAGGUGCUGAUCAUUGGAGGAGGAGUAGCAGGUCUGGCUGCUGCUGGUACUGCCAGAGCCAUGGGUGCUAUCGUCAGGGGCUUCGACACUCGGUGAGUGGGACCACCCAACCCUGGAUAUUCAGCCAUUACUUUACCAAUGAAAUCACUGGGACUCAUUGGUUGGUUCAUUAUCACAUUGUAGAGCUGCUCCCUUAUUUGUUUUAUUGAGAUUUCUUUCCAAGUCAAAUCCAAUUUCAUUUGUCACAUGCUUUGUAAACAACAGGUGUAAAUUAACAGUGAAAUGCUUACAGACGGUCCUUCACAACAAUGCAGAGAGAGAAAAAUGAGAAAUAAAAAAUAACACGAGGAAUAAAUACACAAUGAGUAACGAUAACUUGGCUAUAUACACAGGGUACCAGUACAGAGUCGAUGUGCAGGACUACGAUGUAACUGAGGUAGAUAUGUACAUAUAGGUAGGGAUAAUGUGACUAUGCAACAGGAUAGAUAAAAAACAGUAACAGCAGCAUAUGUGAUGAGUCAAAAGAUUUGAAAGUGUGAUGUUGCUAAUUCUCCAGGUGGUGGUAGUAGCUGCAUUACAAAUGAGAAUUUGCAGCUCAUUGUCUUUAGAAAACGGUAGAUUGCUUCCACUUACUUAAAAGGGUGGAAUAAUGGGAUAAAACGCUGUUUCUUUACUAUUUUUACUCUCCAGAUUCAAAGAUUUGAAUCUCACCACAUUGUUUACUACUUGCAGAUUUUACAACAAUCAUAGACAUAGCCUAUGCUCCUGCAGUGAUGCUGUAGAAUGUAUCAGGGGCUUCCAUUAAGUGCCCCGUCCGCCCUGCCAGUGCCUUCCAUGACAUCCCCUGUGUUCCCUCCCCAGAGCGGCGGCCUUAGAGCAGUUCAAGUCUCUGGGAGCAGAGACUCUGGAGGUGGACAUUAAGGAGGCUGGCGACGGCCAGGGCGGCUACGCCAAGGAGAUGUCCAAGGAGUUCAUCGAGGCUGAAAUGAAGCUGUUUGCUAAGCAGUGUCUGGAAGUAGACAUCCUCAUCAGCACGGCACUCAUCCCCGGUAUGCACAGUGAUAUAACCAACAACACCUCACUACCCCUAUCCCUUCCCAUAGACACACCUCACUACCCCUAUCCCUUCCCAUAGACACACCUCACUACCCCUAUACCUACCGUAGAGACACACCUCCCUACCCCCUAUCCCCUUACCGUAGAGAACCCAACUCACUACCCUAUACACCUACGUAGAGCACACUCACUACCCUAUCCCCUUACCAUAGAGAAACACCUCAUACCCUAUCCCUUUUCCAUAGACAAACCUCACUACCCCCUAUCCCUUCCCAUAGACCAACCUCACUACCCCUACCCCUACCGUAGAGACACACCUCACUUACCCCUAUCCCAUACCGUAGACACACAUCAUACCCCUUCCCCUACCGUAGAGACAAACCUCACUACCCCUAUUCCCCUACCAUAGAACACCUCACUACCACUAUCCCUUCCAUAGACACACAUCACUACCCCUAUCCAUUAACAUAGACACACCUCACUACCCCUAUCCCCUACCGUAGAGACACCACCUCAAUACCCCUAUCCCCUAAAUAGGACACACAUCACUACCCUCUCCCUACCGUAGAGACACACUCACUACCCCUAUCCCAUCCCAUAGCCACCACCUCACUACCCCUAUACCCCUACCGUAGAGACACCUCACUAAACCCCCCCCUAUCCCCUACCAGAGACACACCUCAUACCACUUAGCACCUACCGUAUAGACACCUCACUACCCUAUACCCUACCAUAGACACACCUCACUACCCAUAAUCACCUACCGUAGACACACAUCCUACCCCUAUCCCCUACAGUAGACACCCCUCACUACCCCUAUCACCUCCCCUAGACCAACCUCACUGACCCAUAUCCCCUCCAUAGACACACCUCACUACCCCAUCCCCUACCGUAGAGACACACCUCACUACCCCUAUCCCCUCCCAUAGACACACCUCACUACCCCCUAUCCCCUACCAUAGAGACACACCUCACUACCCCUAUCCCCUCCCAUAGACACACCUCACUACCCCCUAUCCCCUACCAUAGAGACACACCUCACUACCCCUAUCCCCUACCAUAGAGACACACCUCACUACCCCUAUCCCCUACCAUAGACACACCUCACUACCCCUAUCCCCUACCGUAGAGACACACCUCACUACCCCUAUCCCCUCCCAUAGACACACCUCACUACCCCUAUCCCCUACCGUAGAGACACACCUCACUACCCCUAUCCCCUCCCAUAGACACACCUCACUACCCCUAUCCCCUACCAUAGAGACACACCUCACUACCCCUAUCCCCUCCCAUAGACACACCUCACUACCCCUAUCCCCUACCAUAGAGACACACCUCACUACCCCUAUCCCCUCCCAUAGACACACCUCACUACCCCUAUCCCCUCCCAUAGACACACCUCACUACCCCUAUCCCCUCCCAUAGACACACCUCACUACCCCUAUCCCCUACCGUAGAGACACACCUCACUACCCCCUAUCCCCUACCGUAGAGACACCUCACUACCCCUAUCCCCUCCCAUAGACACACCUCACUACCCCUAUCCCCUACCGUAGAGACACCUCACUACCCCUAUCCCCUACCGUAGAGACACACCUCACUACCCCUAUCCCCUCCCAUAGACACACCUCACUACCCCUAUCCCCUACCGUAGAGACACACCUCACUACCCCUAUCCCCUACCAUAGAGACACACCUCACUACCCCUAUCCCCUCCCAUAGACACACCUCACUACCCCCUAUCCCCUACCGUAGAGACACACCUCACUACCCCUAUCCCCUACCAUAGACACACCUCACUACCCCCCUAUCCCCUACCGUAGACACACCUCACUACCCCUAUCCCCUCCCAUAGACACACCUCACUACCCCUAUCCCCUACCAUAGACACACCUCACUACCCCUAUCCCCGCCCAUAGACACACCUCACUACCCCUAUCCCCUACCGUAGACACACCUCACUACCCCCUAUCCCCUACCAUAGAGACACACCUCACUACCCCUAUCCCCUACCGUAGACACACCUCACUACCCCCUAUCCCCUACCAUAGAGACACAUCCGUAUCUAUAUCUUUAUCAUCUUAAUCUACCUGCUUUACAUCCCUUUACAUCUUCUGCUGCGCUGCAGUCCUCCUAGUCUUCUGCUGCGCUGCAGUCCUCCUAGUCUUCUGCUGCGCUGCAGUCCUCCUAGUCUUCUGCUGCGCUGCAGUCCUCCUAGUCUGAUCUGUUUGUGUUCUGGCCUACUCACUCCAUUGUCAUUGUCAUCAAACAGUUUGACUUGAGAGCAGAACAUCUGGCAACCAGGCUAUUGUCACCCCUGAUUUCACCCAUUUGAAAUGCAUGUACUGCUAUCAUCAGCUCUCAUCUGUCCAAUCCUCUCAGGCUCUAAGCUGCUUUAAGGCUUCUUCAGCUUAGUUACCUAGUGUAGUUAAGGUAGUGUUUAAGCCCUAUCCAUCUGGUUAACUCUGCCCCUCAAGGCUGAGUUGAUAUUAUUCCGUUCCUGUAGCAGCCUAUAACAGACCACAGAGACACCAUAGAGAAAUUGCUACGCUCAAAUCAACUCAAGCUUUAUUUAUACAGCACAUUUCAGACAUGGAAUGCAACGCAAUGUGCAAAAAAAUGAAUGAAAAUAAUAUUAGCUACACAACAAACAUAAGAAGAUAAAAAAACUAAAGAAUAACAAUAAUAAUGUGAUCAGAUAUUCAGAGGAAGUUAUGAAUUACAUUCUCCUCUCCACUGACAUGUCAUGUGGUUGAACUGGUGCCAAAGUCACUGAUGUUGUGUAAUGGUCCCAGCCCUAGGGCAUGUUGUCCUGGCCGCUAUACUAAUGCUACUGGUCCUGUUGAGUGGAGAGACCGACUCCUUUGGUCUGGUUGACACCAGCCUACCCUAGCCUUAUCAGUACUGAUGUCUCCUGUUCUGACCAGUUCAACAUGGUCCUCUGUAGCUCAGCGUGGUCCUCUGUAGCUCAGCGUGGUCCUCUGUAGCUCAGCUGGUAGAGCAUGGUGCUUGUAACGCCAAGGUUGUGGGUUCGAUCCCCGGGACCACCCAUACGUAAAAAUGUAUGCACGCAUGACUGUAAGUCGCUUUGGAUAAAAGCGUCUGCUAAAUGGCAUAUUAUAUUAUUAUUAUUAUUAUUAUUAUUAUUAUUAUAUUUAUAUUAUUAUAUGAUCUUGAAAGAGUUUCUGUGUUCUCAUGAGAUCUGUUUACUUUAAAGCUAGUGUAAACGUCAGAAGGGACCCGAAAACAUUGCCUAGCGUAAACCGAGAACAACAAACUGCAAUUAGUUUAUUUGCCAGGGUUUGAUUCAUUGUCGUUAAAUCCAGAUUUUAAGACGUUGUUGUACAGAAGGCUGAAUAAAGAGGUCAGCUGCUGAUUGAGCACCCUGCUGGUACUGCAGACAAGACCCCUGUGUCACCAUGGUGAUGUGUCCUGUCGCCAGGUCGCAAGGCCCCCAUCCUGAUCACCAAGGACAUGGUGGAGAGCAUGAAGGAUGGCUCUGUGGUGGUGGACCUGGCUGCUGAGGCUGGAGGAAACAUCGAAACCACGGUGCCUGGAGAACUGUCUGUACACAAGGUCAGAUGGGCCUGUCCACAGUUUCAAUUUCAUCAUCACUAUUUUCCCUUUUGAACCGGCUCCUUGUUGUCAGUCAUCUUGUUAGCUUCUGUGUUUUGUUUUCCUAGCAAUGAAAUCAUACCACCAUGUCACCUUGUUACAGUAUUAUAAUUCAAUCCCAUUUUAACCGGUCAAAAUGAGAAUGCACAAUUUUGGUCUUUCAAUAAAAUAACUGGUUAUGUGUUUUGUUUUUAGGGUGUGACCCACAUUGGCUUCACUGACCUGCCCAGCCGCCUGCCCACCCAGUCCAGCACCCUGUACUCCAACAACCUGACCAAACUCAUCCGUGCCAUCAGCCCUUCCACUGAGAACUUCAACUAUGAGGUCAAGGAGAAAUUUAACUACGGCACCAUGGACCAUGUCAUCAGAGGAUCUAUUGUCAUGCAGGUGAAUCAUCGGGGUUAAUGGGUUUGGUUACCUUGGUUAUCUGUUUUUUAGCACAAGGGAAGAUUGGUUAAUUAGAUCAUGGUGAAUCUAUACUCUCUACUUCUACAGUUAAAAAAUGAAAAUAGUCUUUGUUGAUUGGUUUGUUUGGUAAUGAAGUGUUUUGAUAGUGUUUGGUGAAAGUGAAAUGUUGAUCUCAAAUGUACAUCCAUGCAUUGUUGACUUCUGUUUGGUUGGCAUUCUCAAUCAUUUUCACCUUUCUAUCUGAUGCAGAAUGGAACCAACCUCUUCCCAGCUCCUCUGCCCGAUAACAUCCCAGUGGCAGCCCCUCCCAAACCCAAGAGCAAGCAGGAGCUGGCUAAGGAGAAGGCUGCUGCCGUGUCCCCUUUCAAGGCUACCCUGACUACCACUGGCAUGUACACUGGAGGUGAGAGACACCAUCACUGACUGCACUGACUGCCUAGACUCUUCAUUCAUUUAUACUUACAUUGCCUUCAGAAAGUAUUCACACCCCUUGACUUUUUCCACAUUGUUGUUACAUUUAAAAUGGAUUACAUUUAGAAUUGUUUUUGUCACUGGCCUACACACAAUACCCCAUAACGUGAAAGUGGAAUUGUGUUUUUCAAAAUUUUUACAAAUGAAAAGCUGAAAUGUCUUGAGUCAAUAAGUAUUCAACACAUUUGUUAGGGCAAGCCUAAAUAAGUACAGGAGUAAAAAUGUGCUUAUUAAGUCACAUAAUAAGUUGCAUGGACUCUGUGUGCAAUAAUAGUGUUUAACAUGAUUUUAGAAUGACUACCUCUUCUCUGUACCCCACACGUACAAUUAUCUUUAAGGUCCCUCAGUCGAGCAGUGAAUUUCAAACACAGAUUCAACCACAAAGACCAGGGAGAUUUUCCAAUGCCUCGCAAAGAAGGACACCUAUUGGUAGAUGGGUAAAAAUAAAAAGCAGACAUUGAAAAUCUCUUUGAGCAUGGUGAAGUUAUUAAUUACACUUUGGAUGGUGUCACUACAAAGAUACAGGUGUACUUCCUAACUCAGUUGCCGGAGAGGAAGGAAACCGCUCAGGGAUUUCACCGAGGCCAAUGCAAUGGUGACUUUAAAACCAUUUAGAGUUUAAUGGCAGUGAUAGGACAAAACUGAGGAUGGAUCAACAACAUUGUAGUUACUCUACAAUACUAACCUAACUGACAGAGUGAAAAGAAGGAAGCCUGUACAGAAUAAAAAUAUUCCAAAACAUGCAUCAAGGCACUAAAGUAAAACUGCAAAAAAUGUGGCAAAGCAAUUAACGUUUUAUCCUGAAUACAAAGUGUUAUGUUUGGGACAAAUCCAAUACAACACAUUACUGAGUUCCACUCUCCAUAUUUUCAAGCAUAGUGGUGGCUGCAUCAUGUAAUGGGUAAUCGUUAAGGACUGCUUGUAAUCGUUAAGGACUUUUUCAGGAUAAAAAAGAAACGUAAUGGAUCAAAGCACAGGCAAAAUCCUAGAGGAAAACCUGAUUCAGUCUGCUUUCCACCAGACACUGGGAGAUUAAUUCACCUUUCAGCAGGACAAUAACCUAAAACACAAGGUCAAUUCUACACUGGAAUUGCUUACCAAGAAGACAGUGAAUGUUCCUUAGUGGCCGAGUUACAGAUUUGACUUAAAUCUGCUUGAAAAUGUAUGGCAAAACAUGAAAAUGGUUGUCUAGCAAUGAUCAACAACCAAUUUGACAGAGCUUGAAGAAUUUUGAAAAUAACAAUGGGCAAAUACUGUACAAUCCAGGGGUGCAAAGCUCUUAGAGACUUACCCAGAAAGACUCAGCUGUAAUCGCUGCCAAAGGUGAUUCUAACAUGUAUUGACUCAGGGAUGUGAAUACUUAUGUAAAUGAGAUAUUUCUGUAUUUCAUUUUCAAACAAUGUGCAAAAACAAAUUCCAAACAUGUUUUCACUUUGUCAUCAAGGGGGUAUUAUGUGUAGAUUGGUGAGAAACAAUCAAUUGAAUCCAUUUUGAACUCAGGUUGUAACUCAACAAAAUGUGGAAUAAUUCAAGCAGUAUGAAUACUUUCUGAAGGCACUACCUUGCCUUCCAGGGUCAUGUUCAGUAGGUAACAAAGGGAAGAAAGCUGAGUAAAAUGGGGAGAAACUACCUGGUCCAAUAAGAAAGGCACAUUUCUAUGUUCUGUUGCAAAACAUCUUGCUACAGGGUCGCGGGAGUUUUUUAAAAUGCGAAUAUUGGGCCGCGUCUGAGACAACCUAGUCCAAUUUGGGUCCCAAGGCAAAACCAGUUGAGAACCACUGCCCUAAUGAACACCACCCCGGUCUAAGUCAGUCGUUUACUUAAUUAUAAUGUAAGGGGAAUAAAAUGGCUGACACAGCAGAAAGCGGAGGAUGCAGAGCAACCCUGGCUGUCAGGAUAAUGGCCCCUAAACUGAGCCGUGUCAUGAGUCUCUCUGAGCUCCUAUGGUGGUCUCGCUCUCCUCACCCUGACCUGGGUUAACAGGACUAUCGCGGGGGGUUAAAAGCAACAUGUUAAUGUUUUAUUACCAUUCACAUUCAUUACAUUUUUACAUUCUCUACUAACACUCACAAGCCAUCCACAUAUCUGACUUAUGUGGGAAAGGUGAGCUGUGACCCCAUUCUGAGAGCAGCACCAGUCGUGAUCAGACAUAAAAGCUACACUGAACAGAAAUCCCUGCAGAUUAUUUAUAUUGGUUACAGACGGGGGCUCAGAUGUUAGUCUGUGUUAGAGAGAGGAGGCAGGCACCAACUGUCGUCUCUGUUCUGUUCUGGAAUCACAUCAAAGAGACCCAGAGAACACGUCCUCCUUCCCCAACAUUCAGACAGACGAGCCACAAUCUGGGUUCACACGUAAAUAAACACCUGAGAUAAACAAACAAGCACAUUCAUCUUCCUGUCCUUUCUUGAGUUAGUUCGCUCCGUAUCUCUGUCUUUCCCUGCUGAAGCCAAGGAAGGUGCUGCUGGAGCAUUGUGAUGUCCUGACCACCGGAUCAGCCACAUGAGAGGCCAGAAAGGAUGAGAGCCCCUUUGAAAUUAGGAUUGGUCACCUAAUUAGAGCUCAACCUAACAUGGCCCCUCCCUCCCUCCCUCUCAACCCAACCACCCCCAGCCCAAACCACCACCAGCAGCCCCUUAGUGCCAGGAAACUGGGAAUAAUAAAAUGUGGGAUGUGGCCCCCCCCCCCCCCCCCCCCCCCCCCGCUGUGUCUGUCUGAAGUAGUGUUGUAUCUGUUUCCCACAGACACUUGCUCUGGUAGUGGCGACUGGAGACGGCAGGCCUGUAAACCCCGUUCACACGUUCCCCCGAGCAGCUCAUUCUAGGUUGGCUGUGGUGUACCACCACCAUACUUGGGUUGCUGUCUGUAAUUGCGCCUAGCUAAAUUUCUAACCCCAACGUGUCUGUCUCUUGUCCUCACUUAAGAAAAUUAGUAAACAUUAGAAAGAGUCAGCAUUUCUACUCUACAAUAUCUAGUGUGCCUCACAUGACAUGGCCUAAUUAAAUUCAACACCUUAUGACGGUCAAUGAUUUGUUUUUGUUUUUUUCACUUGCAUUUCAAUGAGUAGAAAGCCCUUGGCUAUAUUACAUAUGGACAUUAGAUAUGCGACGUGGGCUAGUGUUAAGUUAUUUAUUAACCCUUUCCCCCUCUCAGGUCUUGGCACCAUGUUAGGCCUGGGCCUGGCUGCGCCGAACACAGCCUUCCCUCAGAUGGUGACCAUCUUCGGCCUGGCUACCAUUGUGGGCUACCACACGGUGUGGGGGGUGAGCCCAGCCCUUCACUCCCCACUCAUGUCCGUUACCAACGCCAUCUCUGGUGAGUGUUUAUGAAGACUCCUCUUAAUGAAAUGGAUACAGUGCAAAGAAGACUACAUUUACAUUUUAGUCAUUUAGCCAGAGCGACUUACAGUUAGUGCAUUCAUCUUAAGAUGGCUAGGUGGGACAACCACAUAUCUCAGUCGUAGUAAGUACAUUUUUACUCAAAGUACAGUGGGGAAAAAAUGUAUUUAGUCAGCCACCAAUUGUGCAAGUUCUCCCACUUAAAAAGAUGAGAGAGGCCUGUAAUUUUCAUCAUAGGUACACGUCAACUAUGACAGACAAAAUGAGAAAAAAAAAUCGAGAAAAUCACAUUGUAGGAUUUUUCAUGAAUUUAUUUCCAAAUUAUGGUGGAAAAUAAGUAUUUGGUCAAUAACAAAAGUUUCUCAAUACUUUGUUAUAUACCCUUUGUUGGCAAUGACACAGGUCAAACGUUUUCUGUAAGUCUUCACAAGGUUUUCACACACUGUUGCUGGUAUUUUGGACCAUUCCUCCAUGCAGAUCUCCUCUAGUGCAGUGAUGUUUUGGGGCUGUCGCUGGGCAACACGGACUUUCAACUCCCUCCAAAGAUUUUCUAUGGGGUUGAGAUCUGGAGACUGGCUAGGCCACUCCAGGACCUUGAAAUGCUUCUUACGAAGCCACUCCUUCGUUGCCCGGGCGGUGUGUUUGGGAUCAUUGUCAUGCUGAAAGACCCAGCCACGUUUCAUCUUCAAUGUCCUUGCUGAUGGAAGGAGGUUUUCACUCAAAAUCUCACGAUACAUGGCCCCAUUCAUUCUUUCCUUUACACGGAUCAGUCGUCCUGGUCCCUUUGCAGGAAAACAGCCCCAAAGCAUGAUGUUUCCACACCCAUGCUUCACAGUAGGUAUGGUGCUCUUUGGAUGCAACUCAGCAUUCUUUGUCCUCCAAACACGACGAGUUGAGUUUUUACCAAAAAGUUAUAUUUUGGUUUCAUCUGACCAUAUAACAUUCUCCCAAUCCUCUUCUGGAUCAUCCAAAUGCACUCUAGCAAACUUCAGACGGGCCUGGACAUGUACUGGCUUAAGCAGGGGGACACGUCUGGCACUGCUGGAUUUCAGUCCCUGGCGGUGUAGUGUGUUACUGAUGGUAGGCUUUGUUACUUUGGUCCCGGCUCUCUGCAGGUCAUUCACUAGGUCCCCCCAUGUGGUUCUGGGAUUUUUGCUCACCGUUCUUGUGAUCAUUUUGACCCCACGGGGUGAGAUCUUGCGUGGAGCCCCACAUCGAGGGAGAUUAUCAGUGGUCUUGUAUGUCUUCCAUUUCCUAAUAAUUGCUCCCACAGUUGUUUUCUUCAAACCAAGCUGCUUACCUAUUGCAGAUUCAGUCUUCCCAUUCUGGUGCAGGUCUACAAUUUUGUUUCUGGUGUCCUUUGACAGCUCUUUGGUCUUGGCCAUAGUGGAGUUUGGAGUGUGACUGUUUGAGGUUGUGGACAGUUGUCUUUUAUACUGAUAACAAGUUCAAACAGGUGCCAUUAAUACAGGUAACAAGUGGAGGACAGAGGAGCCUCUUAAAGAAGAAGUUACAGGUCUGUGAGAGCCAGAAAUCUUGCUUGUUUGUAGAUGACCAAAUACUUAUUUUCCACCAUAAUUUGCAAAUAAAUUCAUUAAAAAUCCUACAAUGUGAUUUUCUGGAAUUUCUUUUCUCAAUUUGUCUGUCAUAGUUGACGAGUACCUAUGAUGAAAAUUACAGGCCUCUCUAAUCUUUUUAAGUGGGAGAACUUGCACAAUUGGUGGCUGACUAAAUACUUUUUUUCCCCACUGUAGCUAUCAGUAAAGUCAGUGCUAGUAAUAAAUAUAAAAGUCAAGUUUGAGUGUUAGUUCACUAAAGGCAAGUCUAAACAUAGGCAAGUCAUUAUUUUGUAAUUUAGUAUAUUUAGUAAUGUAUUUAUAGAUAUGAAGGGAGGUAAACUUACUGAUGAAAAUGCAUAUAUGCCUACAUUACUUCACUUGGGAUUUGGCUUCAAAUGAGAAUAAAUCUCGUUUUUAAACCCAAAUGUUAUUAAUUUGAUUUACUAGUCCAUAAAAGGCAAUCCUGUAACUGUCCAGAGGAGAUUCCUUUACAGACCUGGUGGUGAAAUCUCCCUCCACCUCCACACCUGCAGGUGCUCUCUUCUCAGUGAUGAGUAAGACCUGGAGGGAACAGGAAAUGAUUCAUGAUCCUUGUAGUCUGGAUGAUUUAAAACUCUUCUACUCCAGAGUUGAGAUCUGCUUCAAGCAACUAAAAGCAUAAGUCUCAGGUUCCACUCUGAAUAUAGGCUAACAAAUUAUAGUAGAUUAAUCUGUAAUUUAAUAUUUCUUUGUCUGCAAAUAAAAGAGAAACUGAUUAUUAGGCUGAUUUAAAAUGGUAACUCAAUGCUUGGAUAGUGCUGAGAAGACAUUUGAUCAUUACUCUGUCAAAGAUGAAGAAGACAUUAAUUUGCGUACUGGUUCCUAGUUUUGAUGUCUGUGGCGUUAUUAGUUGCCCCUUGCCCUCUUUCCCACCAUCCACGACUACUUCAUUAACAUGAGGCGUUAUAGAGUGUGUGUGUGUGUGUGUGUGUGUGUGUGUGUGUGUGUGUGUGUGUGUGUGUGUGUGUGUGUGUAUGUGUGUGUCUGUUCGCUCGCAGUGUUUUGAUUACUCUUGACAUGGGCGGAAGUGACAAGCUGGCUGUGGUAUCUGGUGCUUCGUAAAGCUUUUCCUUGUUCCUCCCUGCGGCGGUAGGACAGUCGGUCACGACCAGGGUCUGGGUCCAGGAACCAGGAAAGGCUUGGUUGUUAAUGAGCCCAUGGUGGUCCAACAUUAAAACCCCCUUCAUGUCGCCACAGAUGCUAACUUCAGAGAAGGCAUGAUGGGGGCAUCCAAUGGAGCAAUUAUCUCCCUGGACCUACUGCACAGUUCUUGUCAAUUACUUUAUUAGUGCACACUCUACACGUUAGUGCUGGGAAUUGCCAGCGACCUCACGAUAAGAUAAUAUCACGAUAAUUAGAUGCCGAUACGAUAUGUAUUGCGAUUCUCACAAUUCUAUAUGUAUUGCAAUUCGAUACUGGAAUUUUAUUGCGAUUUGAUGUUCCAAACAUAUUACUCACGAUGUCUGCCAGCGUUGUAGUACUCGAGACCAGUCUAGAGACCACAUUGAGUGUCUCGGUCUUGUGUCGGAAACAUUUUUACUCUGUCUUGAUUCGGUCUCGGACAGUGAGGACUCGUCAUUUCUUCCCGAGACCAGCGGAGUAAAAAAAUCAUACAGUAAUUUCCGCUUCCAUUCAGUCAGCGCAUUAAAACCGCUAUAGAAUUUCCUUGAUUCGCUGGUAGGGAAGAGUGGGGGGAAUUGUUUGAAAGUUGCGUGCUCACUAUUAGUAAGGGGAGACCGGGGGAAAUUGUAGCAGUCUUACGCAACUUAUGGUAGCCUAACACCCUCACUAUCACCAAAAGUGACAACAGUGACACGUCGAAGGAUGGGUGACAGGCCCGCGAUGCUGAAAGGACAGCGACCUUAUUACCAGCGCACUCAAUGUAGGAGAGUGCACUUUUUGUAAAACACAUAGGGCUGCUAGAAAGACAGCAGUAACACAGCAUGAUGUUAAAGGAUAAGCAGUCAUUCACUCGGACAUAAAAGGCCAGUAGGUCCCAAUCAUAAGAAUACGAAAUACAACCAUUAGGCUAAGCAUUUCCCCAAUCAAAAUGUACAACUAUUACUUCCCAUUGCAAAAAAACAUGAUUCACCUUCAGCACACAAUGUAACCGGUGAUCUAAAGUUUAAAUGCAACAAUGUUUCACAAACAAGUUAUUUUAAAAGAGAUAGCUAACAGCAGCAAUCAAGGUGCAAUAAAAAACACAUCUCCACUCACCAGAUGAUGAUAAUUUGAAACUUAACUUCUUGUUGAAAGUUAAUCUUGAAAAGGGCGAUGCUAACAAAUUAGCAACAACAUCCUCUUCGAUUGCAGCCACUGCAAACUAGCCUAAAACAAAAGCUAGCUAGCUAGACUGUGGGAAAACUACUGCUCACUAUUGUGCUGUGACCUGGUGGCCUUGGAGAAGGAAGAAGUUUCCAUAUGUUUUGUAAAAACGGUCCCACCCAUUACAAGUCAAAAUGGGAUUGGUUGAUUCCGUUGUCACUCCAAAAUUCGUCCCGAAUACAGUUGAAUGACAGAAGGCAUCUAUCUAGCUUCUUAUAGGCUAGCCAAUGGCCGAUUUAGCUAGCUAGAUUUAUCUCCCCAGUGUUAACCCUUUCCAACAAAAACUGAAGAGAUUAAAUCAGAACAUCAUUGAAAAUAAUAAUAUAAUUAUUAUUUUAUAAAUCCUUAGCUCUUCUCUGAAGGGCUAGAAGGCCCUCGUUGUUCCCCACUGUGUUUGGGUUAGUAACAACUUGUAAAGUGGCUCUAUUUGCCAUCAGCAUGCAUUUUUUUCACCAUUCUGAAUGUCUAAAGAAUCCAUAUGUUCUCCUGAAAUAUGAACACAGAAAUAAUGGACAUUUUGAACUCUUAUUAUGGUGGUGAUUUGACAAUUACAAUCAUGGUCUUGAAUCUCGGACGUCUCGUCCCCCUCUCGGUCUUGACUCGGUCUCGAGUCGGUCUUGACUCGAUUCGCUCCGGUCUUGGUCUGGAAUCGGUCUCGCUUUAGGUGGUCUCGAACACAACACUGAUGUCUGCUGCAGAGAGACAAGCGAGAGCUUGGAGUCAAAUACGAUAUAUCGUUCAAAAAUAAAAUUGCGAUAUGUAACUGAAUUUCUUUCCCCCAUCACUACUACACAUACCCCCCCACCCUAGUCAAUCUCUAUCCUCACACAUUCUGUCUUGGGUGUGUUCCCCGCAUAUUUGGCAUUACCUAAACGAUGCCUUUUAUUGUGGUCAUGCAAAGAAGUGGAAACUUUGAAGCCAUUGGAAUUCUUGUUAUUGUUGUGCCAAAUGUAAUAAAGCUGUAAGAGCCCGAGACGUUAGUGAAGCAUAAUGGAAUUUGGACUUUCGUAUUCUUAAGAGAGAGCGAGAAGUGCGUGUCAAUCUCUGUCUGGAGCAUUGGGUUACUUUUGAUGGGGAACCCUUGGUUUUGCCCAAUGGCAGUUAUGGCGCCAUCCUCCAGUCUCCUGACAGUGUCUUUAAUCUACCUGAAACUAUUGACUCACAAUUUGCCAAAGUCUGCCCUUUCUGAAGUCUGCUCUAGGUGAGAUGUGAUGCACCUCCCAUGGGACCUCAUUUCUAUUGUGUGUGGGUUUGUGUGAUCAAUAUAGAUAUAUAAUAUAGAUAUCACUGGCUGACUAUUUAAGAGCUGUCUUGAUAAGUCAGCAGGAGGUAGGUGGCAUUGGUGUCUGUUUGGUCAGGUAGCCUAUGUCUGUGAUCUCAAUGGCCUGACUAUGACGCCCUUGUUUUCCAAAUGUAACCUCAUUGAGGGUGGAGUUAAGUCACCCUCUUUUCAAGGGAGGGAAUCUUCAGGUGGGUAUCUGAUGGCAUUAAGGUUUCAAAGUUGACCUUGUGGGCGACCAUGUCUAGGAUAGUGUGAGUGAGCAGCAUGUCUCGCUUUUUGAGUGUGUGAGUAGAUUUUUCUAACCUAAUUGCCUGCUGAUGUGUGCAGUGCACCUUUAAUUCAACCUCUGGUCUGUCUGUGUGACUAAUUGUUGCUGUGGAGUUCCAGAAAGGGACAGCCAGGAAAAUCUCACCCAGUCAGACAGACACACAAACACAUGACUGUGAGCCUGUUGGCUCUGUCUGACCAGCCUGUUGUUGUGUUGUUCACUAGAGUACAGCAGGCAGCAUUUGUAAGUCAUUAUAGGGCUGAUAGUUAUCAGGAUUCCCUCUGUGCUCUGACAAUUUUCACAGUAAGCUGCACAGCUGUGCUCUAAUGUGUAAGAAACAUACCUGUCUUCACAGCACUUCAAAUGUAAUAAAGCUGUGUUUGUCUGACAAGGCAAUUGGGUAUAAAAGCAAUACUCUUUUAGUGUUUUGUAUUGUCAUUUGUCAUCAGUUCAACACGUGGGAGUAAGGGUGUGUUUUCACAGGCAGACAAAUUCUGAUCUUUUUCCACUGAAUUGGUGUUUUGAACAAUCAGAUCAGUUUUUUUGCCAAUAAUUGUGCAAAAGAUCAGAAUUAGGCUGCCUGUGUAAACUCAGCCAAAUGCAUGUCUGGAAUGGGUUGACAUGUGAUCUAAGCUGUGUUUUUAUUCUAGGUCUGACAGCUGUGGGCGGUCUGUCUCUCAUGGGGGGUGGCUAUGCCCCCUCCUCCUCUGCCGAGACCCUGGCUGUCGCUGCUGCCUUCAUUUCCUCAGUCAACAUCGCUGGUGAGUGACUCUCUGGACUAAACCAGACAGUAACUGUGAAAACAGACAGUGAAUGGAGCAGACAAACUGAGCUUCAGUUACCUCAACAUUGUACCCCCUUGGACCCCUUAUAUAAGGUAUUCCAAUAUGUAAGAGACAAGGAUAUCAGACCCUUUAGGGCCAUUUUAUUUCACUUGACUAUAUAUUAAGAAAACUGGUAGAGCAUCGUGGCAGGUGAAGUAAGGCUAUUGCUCCACUGUGACCUCUUCCUCACCUGUGACCGUUAGUUGGUCCAUGAACCCUGUUCGUGAGAGCAGACCUUCCCUAACUCCCUUCAGGUGGAAAAUAAGGAAUUCCACACCUGAACUGGAAGUGACUGAGUUAUCUUCAAAAGGGCACCAUUCAUGCUAUAAACCAGGCUUAGUCUAGCUCUGCUGAGAAGAAAUGAGGGAACGUCGCUCGCUAAUGGUAGUGUCAGGAAAGUCUUUGGUGCGUGAUUCUAGACAGCCACUGAGGCAAACGCUGCAGAGGUCCAGAGGUCUCAGUCUGUGCGAGGGCACUCUGACAGGUCAGAUUACCUAGCAGGGUCAAAGGUCAUGCCAGGGAUUUUGGCAGAUUUUUGCCAUUUGCUGUAAUAACCAGUUAUUAUGACUCUCAGAUCUCUUUUGUGCAUGUGUUCCAGCGUGCUUAAAGUGCACCUCUUUAUAUAUAUAUUUAUAUAUGUAUUUAUACAUAUGUUUUAUUUUAUUUAAAGAGCAGAUGUUUAAUUUCAGUUUAAAGGUCCAGUUGGUUUCCAUUCCACACGCAACAUUUCUUAGUGGUCUAUUGCGCCACCCAUAAACCCUCACUAACAUAAAAACUGACAUUCCACCGUCUGUUUUCCUAGCCCUUCUUCUACAAGUUUUAUAUUGUCAAGUGAAUACACAAAAAAUUACCCUCCAAUAUUAGUUUCCAUAAACUAGCCCUGAAAUUUAGAGACUACCUGCUCCUUAUACGACAGGGGUCAAGGAAUAGUUUUUUCAUCCUCUUGCUCUAGCCACAGUCUUUUUUGUUUUUCCAUGUGUUUUUAUAGCGGGAGCACGGAAAAAUCCUUAAAUACCUGCCCUUUGCAUUCUUGAAUCUGAAUGUAUUGACUUUGAGCCUCAGUCUGAAAUUGUUUUUUAAAAAAUGAUUGGUGUGUUUAAGUGAUUGAGGUCUGGGCUGGGCUAAAAUUAGCCCGUACAGCUGAAGUGGACAGAUGUUAGCCACUGGAUAACCUGUCUGAGUGUAGUGGGGUUGAAGAGAACUCAGAGGAACGUUAUCCGCCCCAGCAAAAUGAAGUGUUCCGUCUGGUCGUUUAUAUCAGGGGAUAAAUUCUACUUUUGUGUGCAGUUUUAAUGAGUUACUCAAAUAUCAAAUAAGAGUGCAAUAAAUAAUAUUUGAAAUAUUACCGACUUCACCCUGUUAUGCCUGAAGCAUUCAAAUUGUAUUUGUCACAUGCUUCGUAAACAACAGGUGUAGGCUAACAGUGAAAUGCUUACGGGAAAAGUUAAACACGUUGUAAUAAAUACACAAUGAGUACCGAUAACUUGGUUAUAUACACGGGGUACGAGUUGAUGUGCAGGGGUACGAGGUAUUUGAGGUAGAUAUUUACAUACACUGAGUGUACAAAACAACUUAAUAUUUUGUUUACUCAGUGUAUAGUUAGGAAUAUAAUAACCGAUAAUAAACAGGAGCAGCAGCGUAUGUAAUGAGUCAAUAAAGUUAGGGCAAAAAUGGUCAAUGCAGAUAGUCCGGGUAUCUAUUUGGUUAACUAUUUAAGUAACUAUUUAGCAGUCUUAUGGCUUGGGGGUAGAAGCUAUUCAGUGUCCUGUUGGUUCCAGACUUGGUGCUGUGCGGUAGCAGAGAGAACAGUCUAUGACUUGGGUGGCUGGAGUCUUUGACCUUUUUUAGGGCCUUCCUCUGACACUGCGUGGUAUAGAGGUCCUGGAUGGCAGGGAGCUCGUACCCACUACCCUCUGUAGCGCCUUACGGUCGGAUGCCAAGCAGUUGCCAAGAGCGUAUGUGCAGACCGUUGUCUACCAGGUUGAGUUUGACGGGUUUUGUUCUUUUUCUCUCUCAGGUGGUUUCCUGGUCACCAAGAAGAUGUUGGACAUGUUCAAGCGUCCCACUGACCCUCCAGAAUACAACUACCUCUACCUACUGCCCACCGGGGUGUUCGUUGGGGGCUAUGGAGUCGCCUUGCAGGCUGGCUAUAACAUUGAACAGGUGAGCAUCACCUAACCCUCAAACUGGCAGCGGGGUCAGUAGUUGUGUUCAGUAGGUUGUGUUAAAGCUGCAAUAUGUAACUUUUUGGGCGACCUGACCAAAUACACAUAGAAAUGUGUGUCAUAGAUCUGUCAUUCACAUUGAAAGCAAGUCUAAGAAGCAGUAUAUCUGUUCUUUGUGCGCUAUUUCUAAUCUUCCGGUUCUUAAGUUUAGUUUUUGUCUUUUACUUUCGGUUUUGUACACCAGCUUCAAACAGCUGAAAAUAAAAAAUGUUGGGUUAUGGAAAAUAUAUUUCACAGCAGUUUAGAUGGUACAAUGAUUCUCUACACUAUACUUGCUUGUUUUGUCACAUCAACUGAAAUUAAGCGAACUAUUAGAAUUGUAGUGAUUUCUGCAUAGAACACCUUUAAGUAGGCAGGAAACUUGAGUGAAACAUGCAUGUAUUACCUAAACUUGUCCAAUUAGAACAGCAAAACGUGUUGCUAUAGUGUGCCUUCCGGAACAUGGCACAGGUCUAAGUCACAGCUGUGCGUCUAUCCCUCUCUCUGUAGAUGAUGUACCUGGGCUCCGGUAUGUGCUGUGUGGGAGCCCUGGCUGGUCUGUCUAACCAGUCCACUGCCCGUCUGGGUAAUGCCCUGGGUAUGAUGGGGGUGGCAGGGGGCAUCGCUGCCACCCUGGGCUUCCUGAAGCCCACCCCUGAACUCCUGGCACAGAUGAGUGCCGCCAUGGCUGUGGGUGGCACUGCUGGUAAGUGUGUAUGUCUGUGUGUGGCAGUAAAUGAAAUGUGUCUGCCAUUUGUAUGUUUGAGUGUUCUGUCUGAACAUAUUGUCUAAACAUAGUGAACAGCAGGUGGCGGUCUGUAGUCCUCAUGUGGGGGUCUGCUUCAAACUGCUGUACUACGGUGGUGCCGAGGUAAUGGUCACCAUUAUGUCUGAAUCACCAGUAUUACCCAGCAGACCUCUGGAGCUCUGCAUCCUUCUUGAUGGUAAUUUUUUCCUGGAAUCAAGCUGGAACCUAGACUAGACCAUUGAUUCAGACCCUAGCCCUGUUCCAGAUGCUCCUGUUAACCCCGUCCAUGUCUGCAGGACAUGUACACACACAAGGAGGUGCACUCACAAACAAGGAAUUUCCCCCAAACAACCCUCAUCAGCAACACCCGUGCCUCAGGAUGGCCCAUUUCCCAGCAAUCCUUUAGUGUGUGUCCGCACGUGUGUGUGUGUGUCUGCAUGUGUCCAGGAUUUCCGUUAGCCGGUAAAUGCCGGCUUUUGCCCACAAACUGUUAGGGCCUACAUAAAGCUGUCCCAACAGCAGAGCUUUCUUUUCAGCACCAUGGAGUGAAUCCUUACCACCGCUAUACCUGGCUAUCAGCAGAGCCUUGUCUGGUAGCGAAACAGUUAAUUCAGCCUCAUUUACUGCCUGAUAUGGCUGACUUGCCUAAACAAAUGUGGUUUCUACUGACAAUUGAGAUGUACAAACUUUGGCAUAAAGGAACAAUGAGCGCAUAAGAGGCAAUCCGUAAUUUCGAUUAAGACAUUAAUGAGCGAGUUAAGACGGACAUAGUCAAUAUAACUAUUUGUUUAGCACUUUUGAAAUGUACAGUGACAGAAUUCAGAACAUGGGCCGUUCUUAUAGUGUUCUCCCUGUACACCAAGUCAGAACCGUAGGAUAAAUAAAGGGGUAUAUAAACAGACCAUGAAAGCUCUUACAAUAUUUGAUGAUUACAUUUCUUUAUAACAGGCGAGAGGCUACAUGUGUAUCACCAAGUCAGACCAUUAGGCUAAGUUAUGAGGGGGAAAGGGACCAAAUUAUUAGGGUGAGGCACAUGGGCUACUAACAGCUUACUACACAUUUUACAUUUUAGUCAUUUAGCAGACGCUCUUAUCCAUAGCGACUUACAGUUAGUGAGUGCAUAAAAACAUUUCAUACUGGUCCUCCAUGGGAAUCGAACCCACAACCCUGGCGUUGCAAGCGCCAUGCUCUACCAACUGAGCUACACGGGACUACACAACAUACACUUAGUAUUACUUUCUUAGCUACAGUAUACAUAUCUCCCUGGCAUAUUACAUCAUUUACGCAGCAGCAUACAAUACAUUUUUGGACUCACCUUGUUGUGCUCUGCUCACUUGAACAGGAAGGUGACGCGACGGUCCUUCUUAUGGGAAAAUUUUGUCACCAAACUUUGUCAUCAAAGUCUGGCUUUCUCUGGAUUUAUGGUGCUUUCAAGACAACUGGGUAAUCUGGAAAAAAAACAAGUUCGAAUCAUGACGUCAGUGAUCUUCAGGUCGGAGCUCUAGAAAGAGGCCAGAGUUCCCGACUUGGAAUUCCAAGUUGGAUGACCGUUGAAAAUAUAUUUUCUCAGUUGGAGCUAGUUUUUUUCAGAGUUCCCAGUUGUCUUGAACUCACUGAAGUCAUGCUGGAUUGACAGCAUGGCCAAUGUAUUCAACCUUUUCUGGCCCAUGGUGUUGCAUGUGAAUGUUUAUGCUUUUAAGCUUGGAAAAGAGAGCCAUAAACCCAGACUUGGAACACACACCCUCUCCAAUGAAUAGCAGGCUAGUGAUUGCUUUGCAACGCUUGCAGUUAGCCACUUAUUCAUUCCAAACCACUCAUUGUUGAAUUUGCGAUUUCCAACUUGUGUAAUGUUUAUGUCCAAUGGCCGAUGAGCACCAAUACGUUUUAUCUGUAAUUUCUCUUUAUAUGACAAGGAUUGAAAAGGAUUUGCCAGUAGAUUGUCGACUUGAUUCAUGAUUGCUAGCUAAGAUUUUGAAAGUAUGAUGUUGGCAUGCUCAGUCCAAUCAGAGCUACGGUAGAUAUAACGUGAUUUGACGUCAUUUUAUCGGUGGUCAAUGACCUUGAGCCUUCUUGGAUGGGCACUUCUAAUGUAAAUCUAUGGCAGCACCCAAGGGGCUUGAAUUUUCGAGCUCUCCCUGUAGAUUUUGCAGCGACGUAGUGUCCCCAUGAGUGACAGAACACUGCGCCAAUCACGGCGCAACUUGAGAACGUUACCAACCUCUACGCUCUGUAUUUUCCACUGGCUGCCCCACCUCCACAGAAAGCACUGAGCUAGGCUGAAACACCUGCAUUUUGGAGCUGCCUUACUCAAGGAAGCAAAGAGUUUGUAUGCGGCUUUAUUAACCCAACACUUUUUUUUUAACAUUGUUUGCAAACUGAUAUGUGACACGUAUUAAUGUCAAAAUAACAUGCAAAACAUAUAUAUUUUUUGUGUUUAUUUAUUUUAGCUAAACAAGUGGGGCUCAAAACUGAAUGACGGGUCGCCACUGGUAUCAUGCGCAAUUGGUUCAUUUCAGUUGUGCUUGGAAACGAAACAUUGUUGCCAACUAUUCAAAUCGGAGAGUUGCAAUCACUAGGCAGCCAACUGCCUAUUAGUAUGAAACAUAGUUGUUAUCAAUAAGCCAUGUAUAUCAGACAUGACACGAGCCACGACCCCACUAUAGUUAGAAUUACAAUAAAAAUAAACAUAACAUUUAUUAAUAUCAUCCAGUAGAACUGUAAAAAGAGUGAGAUAAACUUUGAGCUUUGGAAACGUGCUUUCAUAAAUGCAUGGUGCGGGCUUCGUUUCACAGGAGCAUUGUAAAAUAAGCUUUCGCUCAAUGAACCAGCCUUAACUCAUUUUGUUUAUUUACAAAUCGAAUUUGAUUGUCCAACAUCAGUUUUUUAAUUUCUUCAUUUUGUGGUCGCCUAGUGUCCUGUUUCCACUACUGUGCUUUUGAAUCGCAACGGGAAUGGACAGUGGAGCGGGCCGGCCCGGUCAUGGCUAGAAGGGAUCUAGUUUUUGUCAAAUUAAUGUCAAAAGUAAAAACAUUUUGCGUUUUAGCUAACCCUAACCCUUUUUCUAACCUUAACCUAAUUAUCUUAACCUGCUACGUUAAUUAUCCUAACCUACUGCGUAAGUUCUCCUAACCUGACAACAAAAAGUCAAAUCUGACAAAAUCUGGAUCCCUUCUAGUCAUGACCGGCCAGCCCUGGUGCUUGUAGACAGCCAUGUUUUGUUAUUUAUUAGGCCUAAUUAAAAUGUUAAUGUCUAGGCUAAAUUAAAUUGGAGAGGCCUAGAUUGUAUUUGAAAACAGCUGUGUUUUGUUAUUUAUUAAUACAAAAAUUAAUACAAAUAGCCUAUAGGACAGGUCGUUUGCAAAUUAUAUUAUACAAAUAUGAUAUUUUGAAGUUGUUUUAUUACUGUGGAGACGACUUGUUCUUCUAGGCUAAAUGUUUUUUUAUAUAUUUUUUUAUUAUAUUCAUUAAUGAUUUAUAGCAGGGAUGAAGACGCAACGGGAAAUGUUUUGCUUUUCAGUAAAACCUGUCAUGUUGGUAUAAGAACAUCUCUACUUUAUUUUAUUACAACUUUACAGGCUAAUUUCUAUUCUGUUAAAAUGAAUUACAAUAAUCUAAAUGUGAUUUUGAGCACCGUGGGUGGACGCCCUAAUGUGUUACGCACCCAAUGAUUAUGGAUGUCCGGUAAAUUUCUCCCCCCUCGGUCACAUUGUCCGCUGCCAAAUGUUCCUAGUGGAAACCCUGCUGUGUGUGUAUCUUUGUGUGUGUGUGUGUUGAUUGGUUCUCAUCCUCUCUGCCCCCCAGGGUUGGGUAUUGCUAGGAAGAUCCAGAUCACCGACCUCCCCCAGCUGGUAGCUGCCUUCCACAGCCUGGUGGGUCUGGCUGCAGUGCUCACCUGUGUGGCAGAGUACAUGAUCGAGUACCCUCACUUUGCUACCGACCCGUCUGCCAACCUCACCAAGAUCAUCGCCUACCUGGGCACCUUCAUCGGAGGGGUCACCUUUAGUGGAUCACUGGUGGCUUAUGGGAAACUGCAAGGUGAGGAAGGGCGAUUGGGCAGAUACAUUACAUUUAAAUUCUAUGCUAUUGGAGAGGUUGAAGCGGGAUGGUGUUUUGUUGGGAGCUGCUAGUGAAGAUUUAGGCAGGCCUAAGCCAAGCACGCGAUGAGUUAAGGUUCCAAUUUGACCUAAGUUUCCUGUCAGCAAAUGAGGCAGUUAAAUUAUACUUAUAUUUCUCAUACAUAUUCAACAUCAUGGUUCAUUGAUUUGAUUCAUUUGUCUAUAGAUGUUAUUAUUCAUAUAUAUUACACACAGACAUUUUACUGAGUUUUUAGGAAUUUGCUGCUCUUGGGCACCACAUCUUAUCCCAGGCAGCUGGGGUUUGAUCCAGUACUACUAGUAAUAGACCAAUAACGGUCUGGGUCCUUCUGGUUGAUACCUGAGGGUCUGUAACCCACUCUGCAUCCCCCCCCCCCCCCCCCCCCUCAGUCCCCUGGCCCGGCUGUGCCACCCAGGCCCCCUUGCUCAAAGCUAGGCCAGGCGGAACCUCUCUGUUUGGCACUAAUUAGCCCCUCCGCCCCCAGUCAUUUUCCACUUGUUCCCGAAAGCUGGAACGCAUUAUCCCAGGGAGCAUUCCCACUCCACAGUCCCACUGGAACCUGGAAAACCUGCUCUGAUAAAAUAUUAAAAGUGCCCAUUUCAUGCUAUACUUUUGGAAGGCAUUCAAAACAAGAAGUGUGCAAGCUUUGUUAAUUUGAUUGUCAACAUGCAUUUAGUUUCAAAUCAGCGUGAAACAGCCUCAGCUGCACACACAUUUUAGUCUCUGAAAUCAAAAUCUAUUUCAAAACGCUAACUUUGUUUCUCUGCUAUAUUUGUACCUGCCUGCCCAGGGUUGAAUCAGUUCUAGGAUAAAAAGGCAACUCCCUUUUUAGUCCAUACAGUAUGUGUCUGAAUACUCGUAAACGAAGUCCAUAAUAAAUGAGAUGGACAGCACAUAGUGAAAUCCUGACAUGCAUUUAGCUCUAUAUGUCCAUGCCUACAGUGUUUUUCCUCCUCCUCUCUCCAGGUGUGCUGAGCUCUGCCCCCCUCCAUCUUCCCGGGCGCCAUGCUAUGAAUGCUGGGCUAAUGGCCUCCAGUGUGGGCCUGAUGAUCCCCUACAUGCUGGACCCCAGCUACACCACAGGCGUCACCUGCCUGGGCUCUGUGUCCGCACUCUCCGCCGUCAUGGUACGACCUACACGCCGUCUCUGCCCUAAGUAUAGAAAUAGAAUGACUGGAAUGGACAUCCCCCAUUCAAAUGAAUGUUUAAAAUCGAGUGUGCAGUGAAAUGAUUGUGGUCUGAGGGCAUUUCCUGUUCUAUUAAUUCUAUAUCUAUGGCCCGGCUAAUAUCCACCAACCUGGAUUGACCAGUGCUAAAGAAAGGCCUUUGAACUGAACCUUAGAAAUGGGAUGGAAGUCUUACCUAUUUGUGCCAUUGGGAUCCUGUGCUUUAGCCCAUUUAAGGUAGGCUUAGGUUCAUUCAGCAAUCCUUCAAUAAAACAUGCUCUCCUCACGAGCCUGCUCAACUGUUGGCCCUGAAGGAGAGUUUUCAUUGGAAGCAUUACACACAGGAUCAAUCCAUAAUAUGAUGAUAGAUGGAAGGUUAACUAAGAUGAUCAGGUUUUGAAGCAGCGCUGAGAGAAGGUGGUUCUGGUUAAAACUGUUGUGAAUGUUGGCUGCUCAGGCCUCUGUGUGGUUUGUCAGUAACAAGGACAUUUUGAUGUUGGAUAAAUCAGUGGAUAUUCAUUUUUACGUAUACAAUAUCGCAUCGCUCUGACUGAUAUUAAGGUGUAGCUAAACAAUCACCUGUGCCUGAGCUCGAAGGUCUUUGAAAGGAAAUCUGAUACUGUUCAAGUCUUGCCCUCAGUUUGUUUGAUGGAGUGGAUCAUUACAUAAUGUGAGGUAGCUGGCUCUGGUUAGAGCCGUUCCCUGAGGUAGGUAUCUUGGAGAGUAACACUAGGAUGAUAUCAUAGAGAGCCCUUGAAAUGAAAACUCCUUGUUUCGACAAACGCCUUAUGAGUGGACUGAGGCCCACUGCAAUCUGAUAGGGGUUAAAUACACAACAUUUCAACUACACAAUCAGAUUUCUCUAUUUGCCAUUCAAUAGUACAGGGUGUCUGUUUAUGCCAAAGUGCUUCAGGAAAUUGCUUACAUUUAUAUAGGCCAGGCCUACUACUCACAUGUGAAACAUGAUCUUUGCAUACCUUCUUUUGAAUGGGCAAUAUAUUGAAUUUAGCAACACAUUAAUGAAAUGACGAGUUGAUGUCUUGCUUUAUUAACCCCACUGCCAUAGGGCUUGACUCUGACAGCAGCCAUCGGUGGUGCAGACAUGCCGGUAGUCAUCACGGUGCUCAACAGCUACUCCGGCUGGGCCCUGUGUGCCGAGGGCUUCCUGCUCAACAACAACCUGCUCACCAUCGUAGGGGCCCUCAUCGGCUCCUCAGGGGCCAUUCUCUCCUACAUAAUGUGUGUGGUAAGUAAGCAUCCUCUGUCCGUUAGUCUGUAUUUUAGAAGUGUCACACAUCCUAUAGAAUGAUUCAAGUAUAGAGGCUAUCAUCCUUCCUUCUGUCUGUAUGUAGGAAGUGUCACACAUCAGACAGUGAGGUAAAUAGGCAGCAUCAGGCCAUGACUGUACAGGUAAACCUUGAAGAUGCUGAAAUAUGCAAGAGGCAUUUUCUGUGCUUCCACUGUUUUCCACUAGGAGGAACUCUAAGUGUACUUAAAUGCCUUCCUGGCUGCAUCGACUGCCUGAAGGAAACUGGGUUCAUUGAAACUGCAGUUGACUCAAAAGAAAUGAGCAGAUUUUUAUCCUUUCCACCCCCCUUCCCCUCUCCUCUCUCCCACUGGCUAGGCCAUGAACCGUUCCCUGGCCAAUGUGAUCCUGGGUGGGUAUGGUACAUCAUCCACUGGAUCAGGCAAGCCCAUGGAGAUCGUAGGAACACACACGGAGGUCAACGUGGACCAAACUGUCGAAAUGAUCAAAGACGCUCAAAACAUCAUCAUCACUCCA